Scleropages formosus (Asian bonytongue) is the source of this 981-nucleotide messenger RNA. It is a transcript of the gene ora6, whose product is annotated as olfactory receptor class A related 6. The transcript has a single exon. Gene Ontology annotation, cellular component: plasma membrane; neuron projection. Lineage: Eukaryota; Metazoa; Chordata; Actinopteri; Osteoglossiformes; Osteoglossidae. The record is from RefSeq and is a predicted model, not a curated record. Gene Ontology annotation, molecular function: neuropeptide binding; somatostatin receptor activity. Bases 1 to 981 code for a protein of 326 amino acids. Gene Ontology annotation, biological process: cellular response to estradiol stimulus; neuropeptide signaling pathway; cellular response to glucocorticoid stimulus.
AUGGAACCACCGGCGUUGAGAGAAGGCAACGGCAGCAGUGCUCUUUCUGCGAGACUGGAACAAUACAGAGAUAAACUCCUCGUUCUCCAGUUACUCAUUUCAUUCGUUGGCGUCGUCGGGAACAUCAUACUUGUCAUAUCAAUCUUCUCUGCAAACCGCCUGAAGACUUUUGAGAUCUUUCUACUGGGACUGGCAACCUCAAACCUGGUCGAGAUUCUGGUUGUGGACGUCUACGACAUCAUAAUCGUCCACUCGGGGUCAUCGGCCCUCGUUUUGCACUUUUGCAGCACUCUUAGGUUUCUGAAAUUGUCUGGGGAGACGGCGACGAUGCAGUUCACGGUUCUGAUCUGCGUUUUCCGCUAUCAAAAGCUUCAGGAUGCCCGGACUCGAGUGAAGCUGCCGGUAGCCCUGGACAGCAUCGUCGUGGCCCGGACGCUCAGCGGGGCCAGUGUGCUGCUGGCCCUCAUCCUUGGAAUCCCCACCUACUUCAUGAACCUCGACCAGAACGUGGAGAAUACGACUCGCAACGAGAACUGCGCACUGGACAUCUUCCAGUGUCCCAAGAGGAGCUGUCCCACGCUCCAUGUCAUAUAUAAGUCCAUAUUCCUCGUUCUUCUGACUCUACUGCCGUUUCUUAUUGUCACGGUAACCAGCGGCCUCAUUAUUCGCAUUUUACUAGUCCAGCAGCGGACGUCAGCGGUGCAGCCUGCGAGGCUUCCUCCACAGCAGCAGCAGAUCCAAAGCCCAUCGCUGUUCAGGACCUUCCACAGAAGUACGAUUGCAGUCCUGGCAGCGAUGGCCCUCUGUCAGGUGGCAUGGGCUCUUUACCUGAUGCUGCACCUGGUACUCGACCCGUACACGUUCCAGUUCUGGCCUGAGGCAGAAUUCUACAUCACCACUACGUACGCCACCGUCAGCCCCUAUGUGUACGGUAUAGGAAACAAUCUUUUCUCUCUGAAAUGCUGCGUCAAAGUAAACUAA